UUCUGCAGUUACGUUCCAGGCCUUGACAAGGGGAAGGGGCUCUACUUCUUGUUCGUUAAAGCAGAAACGAAGACACCCGGUGGAUUAUUGGCACGUCCAGUCCUCACAAGCUACUACAAGAGCGACCAUUUCAAGAUGAGGCCAUACGACCCUUACGAUGUAUACACCAGCCCCAACCAAGCCAUACUAUGCUCCGAUACUUCCCAGAGCAUGUACACACAAAUGCUAUGUGGCCUCUACCAACGAAAUGAAGUCCUCCGAGUUGGUGCCGUGUUUGCCUCUGGUCUACUCAGGGCUAUCCGAUUCCUCCAACUCAACUGUCAACAACUCGCCCAGGACAUUUCCAUCGGGACUUUGAAUCCCAAAAUUACCGAUCCGUCUAUCCGCGAGUACAUGUUGCAUCUCCUCAAACCCAACCCUGAACUCGCCCGAUUCAUCACAGAAGAGUGCUCAGGUACGAACUGGGAAGGAAUCAUAAGAAGAAUCUGGCCAAACACCAAGUACCUUGACGUGAUAGUCACAGGUUCCAUGGCCCAAUACAUCCCAGCCCUCGAUUACUACAGCGGCGGAUUACCGUUGGUAUCCACCAUUUACGCUUCCUCUGAGUGCUACUUCGGCAUCAACCUUAAACCAAUGUGCAACCCCUCCGAGGUUUCCUAUACAAUCUUGCCCAACUUUACCUACUUCGAGUUCCUUCCCCAAGAACUCACAUCGUCCACAUUGAGUGGUGGCAUCGAUUCACCUCCCCAACUGGUUGACCUGGUCGACGUGGAAGUUGGCAAGGAGUACGAAGUUGUGGUCACCACGUAUGGCGGUCUUUAUAGGUACCGAGUUGGGGACAUACUCCGAGUCACCGGGUUCCAUAACUCGGCUCCUCAAUUCCAGUUCGUGAAGAGGAAGAACGUCUUGUUGAGUAUCGAUGUAGAGAAGACCGACGAGACCGAUUUGCAGAAAGCGGUGGAGAACGCGUCGGAAUUGCUGCAAGAAUACAAAACGAGCGUGGUGGACUACACGAGCUAUGCUGAUACGAAGAAUAUUCCGGGGCAUUACGUGAUAUACUGGGAGUUGCUGGUGAAGGACCCGGAGAACACGCCGAGUGAUGAGAUGAUGAAGCAGUGUUGUCUUGUCAUGGAAGAGUCACUGAAUUUUGUUUACAGAAAAGGGAGAGUGGCAGAGAAUUCGAUCGGAGCUCUGGAGAUAAGGGUGGUGAAAAGCGGGACAUUUGAGGAACUCAUGGACUUCGCCAUCUCAAGGGGAGCCGCCAUUAAUCAAUACAAGGUGCCGAGAUGCGUCAACUUCCCACCUAUCGUGGAGCUUCUUGAUUCUAGGGUCCUCUCCUCUCAUUUUAGCCCUGCUUGCCCUCAUUGGACCCUAGAAUGACGACGGUGACGAUAU
This is a messenger RNA of Telopea speciosissima, 1395 nucleotides long. RefSeq names its product probable indole-3-acetic acid-amido synthetase GH3.1. Gene Ontology annotation, molecular function: acid-amino acid ligase activity. The annotation marks the transcript as partial. The record is from RefSeq and is a predicted model, not a curated record. Gene Ontology annotation, cellular component: cytoplasm. The transcript has a single exon. NCBI's taxonomy places the organism in Eukaryota, Viridiplantae, Streptophyta, Magnoliopsida, Proteales, Proteaceae.